This is a messenger RNA of Miscanthus lutarioriparius, 723 nucleotides long. Lineage: Eukaryota; Viridiplantae; Streptophyta; Magnoliopsida; Poales; Poaceae. The record is from the annotation of a GenBank genome assembly.
AUGGCUGCCUGCGUAGAGCCCGCCGCCGCCGCCCGCCACCCCACCGCCGCGGCAAAGACCGGCCUGAAGAGAAAGCGCAUCGCUGUCGGGAGCACGGAGCUGUACGAGUUCGACGAGACCAGCCGCCUCGGCGCGGGUGCCUUCGGCGCCGUCUUCAAGGCGCGCCACCGCGCCACGGGCCAGACCGUUGCCAUGAAGCGCCACAGCACGGCCGACAGCGGCCACGCUACGCUGCUACGCGAGUCGCGCUUCCUCGAGGACGCAUGCUGCGGCGGCGCCAACCUGUUCGUCGUCGGCUUCCACGGUGUCGUCCGCGACCCCGUCACCUGGGAGAUGUGCCUCGUCAUGGAGUGCGUGGCGACCAGCCUCCACGAUCUCCUCCGCCAGCGCCCGCGCGGGAGACCGCCGCUGCCCGAGGCCACUCACACGGCCGUGGUUCUCGUCGACGCCAUUCGCCACCGAGGUGAUGCCGGAGCUGGACAUGCAGCGAUACAACCUCCUGCGCGAUCUGUUCCCCGAGACGAAGCUGUCCACGGAAGGAUUCGAGGUGCUCAGUGGCUGCUCACAUGCAAUCCCGACAAGAGUCUGACGGCAGCCGCCGCGCUCAAGCACCCAUGGUUCGCCAAGGUCGACGGUCUGGAGCUACGAAAGAAAGAGAAGCCUGCGUCCACGUUGCCCAAGCCACACAAACGACAGAGGUUGCGUGCUGUGUGUGUGACUUAG